Messenger RNA from Zymoseptoria tritici IPO323, 426 nucleotides. RefSeq lists its product as uncharacterized. Lineage: Eukaryota; Fungi; Ascomycota; Dothideomycetes; Mycosphaerellales; Mycosphaerellaceae. The coding region runs from base 1 to 426 and encodes 141 amino acids. The record is from RefSeq and is a predicted model, not a curated record. The transcript has a single exon.
AUGUCUCCAACAGUCGAAACCAUCGGCAACGUCCUCCUAGCAAUUUCCGCCUGGGCCCUCGUCAUCACGCUCUGCACCGUCACCCUUCCCAUCGACCCAGCGCCACCCGUCAAAAAAUUCUCGCGCAAGCCUGGCGAUACCCGGACUGACGAGGAGAUUUUACGGGCCAGAUACCAGGCGAAACAUGGCGAAGACGGCUACGAGAGACUUGAGGCAGUGAGGCGUCGUGGGAGACAACCGAGGGCGGCGAGGGACAGGAGAGCUGCGGAGGCGAGGGCUGAGGAUAUGGUGGCUCAAACGGCGAACGUUCGAAGGGAGAGUAGAUUAGCUUGCGUGGACAGAUUGAUGAGUACCUAUCAAUCUGGGACCAUACCCUUGGAUGGAGAGCGUGGGGAUGAAUUUGGGAGUGGGCAGGAUGAGGAGUAG